AUGACUCUUAAGGGUAUCACAAAAGGACGUGCUGCGGUGCUGCAGGACGAUGACACGUUGCUGGUGAUCGCGAGAGCAGUGGAUUUACGCGAUUCCAAGUGUAAAAUUGUCGCCGUGGAAAUUCUCUCCGGUCUCUGCUUCGUACCAGAAGACGGUCAUUCCAAAGUGCUCACAGCGCUAACACAGGUGUCGUCAGUACUCGGUGAACGAACACGUUUCCAAACACUCGUCAACGAAUUGCAUAGAAAGUAA
Molecule: messenger RNA, 252 nt
Organism: Ostertagia ostertagi
Lineage: Eukaryota; Metazoa; Nematoda; Chromadorea; Rhabditida; Trichostrongylidae
Source: the annotation of a GenBank genome assembly